AUGGGGAUUGGAACACUAAGUAUUUUCACCACAAAGCUUCUGCUAGGAGGAAGAAGAAUGAAAUCUGGGGGCGUAAAGACUGUCAAGGUUGCUGAUAUGAUUGAUAAGGUGACCACCUAUAUUGAGAAAAAGGUUCCUGAGCAUGUUAACGAGAUGCUGCUAGCAGACUUUAGUGAGGAAGAUGUGAAAGAUAAUGCUAUUAUAGGCUUUGAAGGCCUCCACUGUAUAUGCAAGAACAGAUUUGGGAAUGGUAAAAAAUUGGCCUUGAAGCUUGACAUGGCAAAGGCUUAUGACAAGGUGGAGUCAUGUUUUGUGGAAGAGGUAAUGCUGAAGUUGGGGUACAAGAAAGAGUGGGUGGAUAAAAUUAUGAGGUGUGUUAGAAUAGUGAGCAUCUCUUUUCUGAUCAAUGGGAGUGUCAAAGGAAAGGUGAUCCCUAAUAGAGAAUUGGGUGGUAAGUUGAGAGGUCUUGUUUUUGGAAGGAUCAAUGUUUCAGUUUCUCACUUGUUCUUUGUGAAUGACAGUCCUGUUUUCAUGAAGGCUAAUGAUGACAAGUGCAACACCUUUAAAGAGAUUCUGACGGCUUACUCAAACGCUUUAGGGCAAUUGAUUAAUUUGGAUAAGUCGGAUGUGAGUUUCGACAAGUUGAUCCCUUUAUUUGAGAGAAGAAUACUUGCCAAUCUUCUUAAUGUCAAUCUUGUUGAAAGUCACAUAAAAUACUUAGGGCGCCGACCUUUUGUCGAAAGGAAUAAAAAAGAAAUCUUUGGGGGAAUCAAAGAUAGGGUUUGGAAGAGACUUACGGGGUGGAAAAGGUCAAUGUUCUCGUCUGCUAGGAAGGAGGUACUUAUCAAAGCCAUCAUCCAAGCCAUCCAGACUUAUGUCAUAAGCUAUUUCAAAUUCCUAAAGAUUAUCAUCCAAAGCCUUCAUGGAAUGGUUGGGCGCUUUUGGUGGGGUUCAACUAAGAAGAAAAGGAAAAUUCACUGGCAUCAUGACAAUGAUCAGAGUUUGAAAGCUUUAUAUUGA
Humulus lupulus (European hop) is the source of this 1020-nucleotide messenger RNA. RefSeq lists its product as uncharacterized. The transcript is spliced from 5 exons. NCBI's taxonomy places the organism in Eukaryota, Viridiplantae, Streptophyta, Magnoliopsida, Rosales, Cannabaceae. The record is from RefSeq and is a predicted model, not a curated record. Bases 1 to 1020 code for a protein of 339 amino acids.